Messenger RNA from Rotaria socialis, 1557 nucleotides. NCBI's taxonomy places the organism in Eukaryota, Metazoa, Rotifera, Eurotatoria, Philodinida, Philodinidae. The record is from the annotation of a GenBank genome assembly.
AUGUCGGACAUGACUACUAAGCAUGUAACAGUCGCUACUCGUACCGAUACUGAAGUUUCGCAAUCUGUUCCGAAACGUCGACGAGCUGGCUCGGUCAUCAAUGAAUUUUGCUUGACGACAUCAAUACAAGGUUUCCCUGGUAUUGCACGCAGCGAAAGUAUACAUAAUUGGCUCUUUUGGACGGUUGCAUUGAUUUGUUUCACUGGUAUAAUGGUUUAUUUUAUUACUCAAACUAUUCGUGCAUAUUUCAACUAUCCUACACAAACAUCUGUAACGAUUGUUGUCGAAUGGCCUCAAUUAUUUCCUGCAGUUAGUAUCUGUAAUUAUGGUAUGAUACGAUAUGACCGAUUCAUCGGACCAUUUGUAAACUAUACAAAUACAUUAAAUAUAACCAAUACAACGGACACAGCUAAUUUCACUGAGACACAAUCGUACUAUAUUAAUGAUUUUCUCAUUGAUCAACUCAAUCAAGGAGCACCUUUUGAUAAUUAUUUUUUUCCGCUGGAUGGAAUGAUGAUAAGCUGUGCCUAUAAUGGGCAAACAUGUACAGUCGCGAAUUUUACUUCAUUUAUUUCGUCAGCAUAUGGUAUGUGCUAUACAUUCAAUGCUAAACUAAAAAAUGUCGUGGAUGGUGGUAUAAGAUAUGGCUCAGAAAAUGGAGAAAAUGGUCUACUAAAAUUAGUUUUGUACGCACAUCAACAGCAAUAUGUGCCUUAUACGAAAAUAGGCACUGGUAUUGUUGCAUUAGUUCAUGAUAAUUCCAAGGUACCUAAUGUUGAUUUGGAAGCCGUAUUUCUUUCACCUGGACGACAUCAUAAGCUAGGAUUUCAAAAGAAAAAGAAUGUCUUUUUGGCACCGCCUUAUACAACAUGUACCGAACAAAUCAGUCCUGGACUACAAGUUGUUUAUGAUGGAUACAAUGGUACUGAUUAUGCAUAUUCGCUAUUCUAUUGCACCAAUGCCUGCGUUCAAGAAUAUAUUUAUACGCAGUGUGGCUGCGGGGAUGCUGAAUUGUGGAAUAUUCGAGCUGUUGUCAUUCAAGGUACUGAGCAAAGAAUUAAUAUAUCAUUAUGUAAUACGAGCAAUCCAUGUCCCCGUAAAUAUAAAACAUUUAUUAUAAGUUCAGACUCCAUAUUGAAUGGAUACUGUCCUCAAUGCACAACAGAGUGUACCGAUACUGAGUUCAUUAUGAAAUUAUCAUCACUUUCGGCACCACCAGCGGUUCUAUUACCUCGUAUCAAACAGUUUGUUGAGUCUUCAAAUAUCACGCUACCUAACGAUUGGUCAACAUCAUGGGUUUCAGAGAUACAAUCGAAUUAUGUUUCAUUAGAAGUCGCCUAUGAAACUGUGCGAACGGAACUAUAUUCACAGCAAGCCUCAUUGGGUCCAGUUGAUGUUCUUUCGAAUGUUGGUGGACAAACAGGCCUUUGGAUUGGUAUUAGUUUUCUUUCAGUGAUGGAAAUCGCUGAAAUGAUCUAUCGACUCAUACGUUGCCUGUGUUUCAAUCGGCGACCAGUUGUUAACAACGAAAUCAAAGCACAAGAAGCUUUUCAAUAA